AUGGACUCACUGGUGGAGGAUGUGCUCACUACUCAGUUGGUGGUGGAGGCUGUGCUCAUUGCUAGAGGAUAUGGCUGUGGUCGCUGGUGGAGCUAUAGAUUAAGCUUAGAUUUGACAAGGUUUCGAUGGUCUUCAUCGUCGAAGCCAAAUGUUGUUCAAUGGUUGGAGCUCGUUGGAGACUUCAGUUAG
Ilex paraguariensis (yerba mate) is the source of this 189-nucleotide messenger RNA. Lineage: Eukaryota; Viridiplantae; Streptophyta; Magnoliopsida; Aquifoliales; Aquifoliaceae. The record is from the annotation of a GenBank genome assembly.